AUGAUAGUAACACGUGAGUGAAUCAGCCUUCUUUUCUCAUUUCAGUGUUUUAUAUUCCUGCUGCAGGGCUAUGCCAUGGCAGCUGAGGGUAGGUGAGAUAAAAAUGCUGUAUUCAGAAACUUUAAUAAUAAUAAAAAAAAUACUGUAUUCAGAGGUUGGCUGGAUAAAAAAGUAAUACCAUUUCCAUAAACUUCCAUUACCUUGUAGAUCAUUGGGUGAAUGUGGGUAUUUUCUAUCUGACCUAUAAUAUAGAUGAAUAAUUUUAUAUAAAGUCAUUUUUUUAAAUUUUUUUUAUUUUUAUGGCAAUUGUUUAGCUUUAUCAAGCCAUUAGAAAUCGAUACAAAAAGGAUUGUAGUUGCGGUAAUCAUCAUGUGUGGAUUGUAACUUUUUAAUCCCUCAUCCAUCAUGGGGCAAAUGCUUUUUUAUGUCGAUAUUUUUCUAAAGAUAUACAGGUUUUGUGCCCAGAGUGUAUUUCUCUUAAGUGAUAACUUGGAUGGUUUUUCCCAUAAUUAAACUUAUCAUGUGGAGUGGAAGGUUAUUAUAGACAGGGAUGGAGACAGAUUGUGUUAAUGAAAUGAUGAUCUGUGUAUAGCAGCCAAACUGUAUAUUCCCUUCCAGACUGUAAUACUGUUAAACAUCAUAUUUUAGUUUGCUGCACUAAGCUUUUUCUACAGCUUUUGGUUAAGUUUGCUUAUAGAAGCCUAGGCUUAGUUAAAUAAUUUACAAAGGAGCCAUCUGUUUGACUUGGGGUGAAGGAUCAGAAUCUUUUCCAGUGGUUAAACAAACCUCUGUGACUCUGUUAAAUGUUUCCUAGUUCAAGGAUUUGCCCAGCUGCAAUUAUUUUAAUUAUUUUGUUCCCCACAUUUCCUGUAGUGACCCAACAGUGACUGUCUUAGCUAUACUUGUUUAGUAAUUAAAAUGUAUCUCUGAUCCUGUCUUUAUACAGCCAUGCACGUCAUGAUAGUUCAUGUAUUUUAAAAAUUGGUGACUUGAAAUAUAGGGGUCGGAGGAUACUAUAAAAUUAUGGCACUGUCUUACUCCUAAAUAUUACAGAUCUUUAAUCCUUCAUCCUCUAAUAGAUUUAGAAUUAAUUAGAGCUUUUUAAAAUUAUUUUAUAAUAAAAUUACUAAGUGAGUCAACAGGAACAUUCUUCUAGUUUCCUUGGUGAUUGCUUUACGUUUAUAACGUGUUCCAAUUGUGUUCCUAAUAAAGAACUCUCAAUAUAAUAAUAUGGAUAUUCUCUGCUGUAUUCUAAACCUUUUUUGGGUUUUUUAGUACAAUCUUUUUCCCCCCUUCACGGCACACUGACUGACUCAUUGCCCAGAAUAUGUGGAAUUUUUGUGCCUGAGGUCCAGGGUGUGAAUUUUGCCUGAGGUCAUAAAACCUGAUAAAGACAUUAGACCUAUUCAGUGCUUGGGGCUUUUCACAAUUCAUGCAGAUGCCAAUUGCAUCACUCGUUCUGGAGGGGGGGGGAUUUCACAGAAAGAUGUGGUGUAUAACUUAAUAUUUAUUGAAAAGUAAAUGUUUGUUCUUUUACUAACCAAAAGUCCAACGUUUAUUUGAUGAAUGAAUCUGAUCAGAAUUAAUAACCCCUCCACAUCUAAAAUCUGUACAACUGACCCAAUUCAUAGAUAGUGGAAUUUCUCCUUUUUUCACUAAGCUGACACACAUACCAUACAUUUUUCUUUUUCCUGGCACAGUUGUGAACUGUGAGUCUUCUUAAACCUUUUUAGAUGUGAUCCUUGUUGCAGCAUGUGGGGCUAAAACAAUAUUCUUUUAACCUUUUCAUUUCCAAAAAGCGUGUAAUUUGGUUUUGUACGGUGAUCUUACAGAUCUGCUGACGCCCUCUGCGUUGGAGUAGUGUAUCUAGAUCAAAUGGUAAUCUGAUUUCGUAUGGAAAUUGAGUUCAGUAUCACAUAGUACCUAAAAUAGUUUGAUUAACCAUUUUGAUAUCAGUGUGCGAGAAUGUGCUCCUAACUAAAACAUUAUACUAGAUGACUUUCUACAGAAAUCUUAUAAAUAGUGCCUUUUUAAAGUUGUGUAUUUAUAGUCCAUACCUGUUAAUAAAUAUUGUUAUAAGCUGACUUAUUUGUAACAUGAUUUGUGUCUUCAGCUGUCAGAUCUGUUUCGAUGGGGCAGCUAAGAAUGAUAGGGGUUGUGGUCUAGGUGUGAAUUCAGCAUCCUAAAAAUCACCAAGGAUCACAUGGAGGUCUGGCGAAAGAAGGUUUUUAAUGAAUGGCUGCUAUUAGGCAAAGUAUGUUCAGAGUCCAUAAGGAUGUCGUCAGGUAUAAUGUCACCCAUGCACAGGGAACAUGUGGGUUGCCUGGGGUAUCACUCUUCAACUUCUAGCUCAGCUAGUUUAGCCUUUUUUUUUUUUUUUUUUUUUAGCCAAUGAAUACUGCAUUAAAAUGGUUUGCCUCCACCUUGAACUAAUAAAUUGAGAGUAGACAGGCAUUGUUUAGUAGUGGAACAUUACAAACACAAGCUUAAAGUAAGCAAUCCAUUUUUUUUCUUUCUUGUUUUGUAUUUAUAUGAAUUCACUGCAAAUACCUUCCACAGCACAGAAAAAAAACAUCUGUAUUAAAUGAAAGCCAAUGUAAGUUGUGUUGACAGACUUGUUCCCAUUGAUUUUUAUAGCCAUUCAGUGAUGUCGAUGCUAUGAUCACAUCAUUGUAAAGUUGGCUGUAUGGCUACGUGUAAAGAGAUUUUACUUGGUGUUGUUUAAUUAGAGCAUCUAAAUAAGAUAAGGGAUAUGAAUGGUAAUAGUUACAUACCAGCGGUUAUGUAUGGAUUAAAAAAAAUGAUGACUGGGAGUGGCUGAGCUCAGCGCUCACAACCUUAUUACUGUCCAAAUUUGAAAGGAUUAGGUGCAAAUCAAAAACAUUGCCCACUGCAGAGGGACAGUUCUUUGGGAUCCACCAGGGCUUUGGUUUUUGUUGAAUUGCUUGAAAAUAUUUUGCCAAUACAAAAUUGCAGACUGCACAGAAGCCUUGCACCAUAACGAUGAUAGUGGUAAAUGGAUGAGACAGCGCUGAUCAACUUAAGGCAGCGACCCUUAAAGGGGAAUCCCUCAAGAUACCCUUAAAACAAGAUGAAUAAAAAUAACAGUAAAAUAACAGUAAAAAGGGCUGCGCCAAGUAAAAAACAAAUAAAAGCCAAAAUAAAAUAAAAUAAAAACAGAAAUAAAAAAAGUCCAGAUAGUGUGUCCUUACGACUAGUGGAAGGCUGGUAAGGUGGUUGAUUCUUUGAAUACAAUAGUGGGUCCUCUUUAUAUGGAAGAGAAAAAAGACAGACAACAAAUGGUGCAGUAUGUCAGACUCAAAUUAAGACGUAGUAAGAGAUAAAGAUGGAAAACUCACAUUUGCGAGAGCUUAUAUCCAGCUCUGAGGUAAAGCGCACACAGCGGUAUAAUCCCCGCUUAUGGGAUAUAUGGUGGGAUAUCUCUCCGUCAGGGGUGACCAAUUCUCAAAGAGAAGAAGAGACAACCAAUAGUGCUCACUGUAUAGCGAUGAUGGUGUAAAUUAAAUAAAAACGUACUUACAAAUAGAGAGCAGGCGGGCUGCUCUAUGAUGUCAGCGUAAGUGGAUUGAUCCCCAUUUAGGAUUUCUUGGGGUGCUGGAAUCUUCCAAUUUGUUGGUGCAACCAAAAGAAUGGUAUUAAAAUAAUAAAAUUUAUAUAAAAUAAAAUAAAUAUAAUUAAAAAGCCAGGGUAACAAUAAAAUAAAAAAGAGGAUAUAAAAAAGAUAAUUGGCACAAUUAAAUAACCAAAUUAACUUUUAAUAUAAUAAUACACAAUUAAAUAUCCAUAACGCGUUUCGUCAAAAAAGACUUUAUCAAAUGGAAUAACAUUUACUACCUGGCACAUAGGGGUUAUAUAAGACACAAAUAAUUAGAAUAUUGGCGCCAAAAAUUAGAGCAGCCAAUCAAAACUCACAAUUUAUAGGCAGGCUCAAAACUUUAAAAUGAAUAUAUUAUACAACAUUCUAAGGUGUCCUGACCUAUUUAGAAUCAAUUGGAAGUAAAAACGAGGGGGGGAAAGUAUAAAAAUUCGUGUUUCAAAACGGUCACGUGAUUUUCGGCACUUCCGCAUACCGGAAGUGCCGAACGGCCGCAUGGGAUAUGUAGUUCAUGGCCGCAAAUGGCGACAGAGAGACCAAAUGAGGAGGGGAAUGUGGGUAUUAGGUAUAAGGGGUUCGGCCAUCUUGGGAAGGUACUAAAUCAGCCAUAUUGAGAAUGGCAAAUAGGAGAUAUACUUGUUAAUAGGAAAAGUAUAUCAGAAUGAAUGAAACAGUUUUAAAAUAAAACAGUUAAGAAAAGAACAGUUUAAAAAGACCUAAUGGCAAUAAAAAUAAAAUAUAAGAAUAACAAUAAGUAAUAAAAAUGUUAACAAUAUUUGAUAAAAUAGCAGAGUUAAAACAAAUUAAAGGCAUAUACACAAAUAUUCAUAAAAAAUUAUGUAAGUCGAAAUCUGCAUUUAGACCAUGGGGUAUAAGGGUCUUAAGGUUAUACACCCACUCCAUUUCAGUCUUUCCAAGUACCUUUUUUAUAUCUCCUCCACGCCAUGAGGUAGAACAUUUUUUUAUACCAAUACAUUUAAGUAGAUUUGGGUCUUUAUUAUGCAUAAUAAAAUGUUUGGAUACUGUAUGAUUUAGGUAUCCAUUUUUUAUAUUUCUGCAAUGUUCGCUCAAUCUUAUCUUUAAGCACCUUGUGGUCAUCCCCACAUAUUGGAGGCCACAUGGGCAUUCGAGCAGAUAAACAACAUUCUUGGAAUUGCAGCAAAUAAAAUCAUAAAUAUUAUAUACCUUUUUGGUUAUAUUUGACCUAAAUUGGGUAACCUUAGAUAAAACUGAAGAAUCUGUAGUUCUACACACUAUACAUUGUUUACAUUUAUAAAAACCUUUUGUCUGAGGAAAAAAAGAAGAAGUUCUUAGUCGGAGAUUCUUUAGUAAAAUUAGUGGUGAGAAUAGAUUUAAAACUAGGAGCUCCUCUGAAUACAAUAUUUGGGUGGGUUGGUAGAAUUGAGUUAAGUAUCUCUUCAUGUUUGAGUAUAUGCCAAUGCUUUUUUUAUAAUUCUUUUUACAUCAUUGCUUUUAUUAUUAAAAUUAAAAAUCACAGGAAGAGAUAUUGCUUCGUUUUGUUCUUUAUUUUUAUAGGUUAAAAGAUCUUUACGUUCUUUUUGUUGCACUAUAUUGAUUGUAUUAUUUAGGUCUGAUUCAGAAUAAUUUUUUUUCAAUAAAUUUAUUUUUUUAAAUUUCCGCUUGUUCAUUAAAAUCUGUAAUUUUUGAGCAAUUUCUGCGGAGUCGUGGGAACUGACUCUUAGGGGCACUCUCAAGCCAAGGCUUAUAGUGGCAGCUUGAUUUGUCAAUUGCCGUAUUUACACAGACCUUUUUAAAAAAAAGUUUUUGUUUGAAGUUGGCCUUUAUCAAUAAAAAUAUUAAGAUCUAAAAAAAUUGAUCGAUUCCUUACUAUAUUCGUGUGUGAGGAUGAUACCUCUAUCAUUGAUAUUUAAAUUAUUGAUGAAAGCAAUGAGAUUAUCUUCUGUUCCUUCCCAAAUAAAAAACAGAUCAUCUAUAUAUCUAAAAUAUGACACUAGGUUUGCUCGCCAUGCAUGGCUACCCCAAAUGGCUUGUGUUUCCCAAUCUGCCAUAAAUAGAUUCGCAUAGCUGGGGGCAAACCUACUUGCACCAUAACGAGUUGUAGCAGUUAGCAUGGUUUAAGUCCCCCCUUUAAACCAACUUUCACCCAGUGUUGUGAGAACUGUUGUAAAGUGCAAUCGUAUGUUUUGCUGCCUUUGUCCUGCAAAGAAUUUCUAUGAAUUAUAGGGAUUUUAAGCUGAAACACCGGGGUUUCAAUUACUGUGAGCGUGUCUUUAUGUAUGUGACGGUGUGUAAUUGUGAGAAUUGAAAUACCGGCUCAGUUAAGAUAUUAUAGGGCAAAUUAGCGACUGUCUUGUAGGCAAAAACUGACUAAAGGUGAAGUUACUUCUGUCAACUCUAAGCUGUCGCUAAGGAUGGUUAUGGGCAGUGGACAUCUUUUCACACAAGGCGAGAGUUGGGCUGUGGAGUAUGUUGUGGUCCUCUAUAGAUGCCUGUAUUGUACACUCAUGCUUGCGCAACAGUACAGCAGUGAUGUAGGCAACCUGGUUGAUGAAGCACCUGGUACUAAUGAGGGGGAAAAAACAUUGAUGGACAGCUUCAGGUAAGUAUAUCAACCUUUAGCUCUCUGCGUCACUUACUGUAAACAAAUUAGUGAUGUUAGCUUUGGGUGUUAUUUUUAAUAAGAGCCUAUGUAAGUGACAAAAGCAGUUUAUAUCAGGAGUGCUUAAUCUGAAUCUGUGUUACCACUUGCUUCCAUUUACCAAACUUGUUGUGAACAAUAUUUGUAUUUCAUUUAUGCACCAUACGAUACUUCAACAUGUUGGUAUUUUAUUUAUAAAACUUAAUCCAUGUUUGUGAAGUUGACACUUCUUUAUUGGCAUUGCACCACAUAGGAAGGCGGAGGGCUUUUGCCCUGUGUUGAACUCUGUCAACACAUUCCUUGCAUAAUUAUGCUAACUGAAUACACACACACCCCCAGCUCGUUAAUAUAAGGAAGGAACCAGUGUUUGAAGAUAUUUCUGUCUUCAAAGAAACCAAAUUUUAAGAGCAAUUUUAAGGCAUCUGAAAACAUUUUUAUUUUACAAAUUUGUUUUUAAAGGAAAUAAAUUUCUCGUUAUUUUAAUGACUGUUUUAACCAUUCGUGCCUGCUUCCACUGGAGGUCCACAUGGCAUAUAUUCGUUGAUGAUCUAUAGGCCUUAUGAUGGAUGGCUUUUUACUUUAGAGGAUUAGUGUAUUUAAGUCUAGACUUAAAGCAACACCCCAAGCACUGUAACCACUACAGUGCACUGGAGUGGUUAUGGUUCCUUCCCCCCGGAAAUUAAUCAAACUCUCCACUAAAAUUUUGACUUCUUACCUUGGGUCACUGGGCGCCUGUCCUUGUCUUUCUGCAGUGGUAUUAUGUUCCAUAAGCUCUCCUGAGCAAAUUAUUUAUUUAUAAAAUAUUUUACCAGGAAAGAUACAUCGAGAUUUCUCUCGUUUUCAAGUAUACCCACAGUGCCGGGCUAGUUCGUUGGCUGAGUGGCAGCUGAUUGCUCUAAAGCUAAUGAACAAAGCCCUGCACCCCUAGAAAGGUUAUGGCUGCGGAGACUGGGAAAAGCGCUUGGUGGACUCCAGGUAAGAUGUCAAACCAUAGUAAAAUGAUUUGACUAUUAACAACUCAGUGUCGGGUCACUCCUGGCACUAUAGCCUUUAAAGUGAUCUGUAGUAGUUAUGGUAUUUUCAUUUAAGGGAAAAACAUCACUGAAUUGAAUCAAUUGAACAUUGCCAGCAACUUAAUAUUUUUUAUUUAAUGCACAGUUUAUUUUUAAAUUUAUAUUAAAGAUUUAGUAAAUGUCUUCACAAUCUGGUUCAGUCCGGACACCACCAAACCUGUGCGGAAUUAUGCACAUUGUUUAACUUCUCCUUCACUCUGUGUGCUUUCUGUAUGCUGACUCUGGUGCAAAGUACAGAACAUAAAAGAAUGAUUGACAAGGAGCCUAGAUGAAGGCACCCCUUUGCUGGAUAAAAAUAUGUUGAAAGCUGCAUUUAAAGGGGGACUAUCUUUGCCAGAACCACUACAUCAUCUUUAUGUAGUGGUUCUGGUUUCUACAACCUGUCCCUGCAGGCUUUUCAGAGAAAAGACCAUAUUUACAUUGCUGCUUAGUAAUACCACUAGUGGCAGUCACUCAGAUGGCCACCAGAGGUGCUUCUUAUUCAGCGUCUCUGCAUGGAGAUACUGAAAACUCCACAUAAAGGCAUUGAUUCUAUGCAUCUUUUAGGUGAUGCUGAUUGGCGCAGUGUGGCAUCUUUCCACGCAUAUGCAAUGGACUCACAAUGAUUUCCUAUUUUCUGAGAUCAUCACAUACGUGUACAUACAUUUACAUGUCUGCUUGCACUACAGAAUGUAAAAUUGUAUUUUUAACAUUUCACAAUUGUAUAAUUGCUAAACGGGAAGAAAAAAUAAAAAUAAUAUUCAAAAUCUUGGGAAGGGACAACAACAAAUAUCAUGACCACUAAAGCCAGGCAUACCCUGGUAAGGGGAAAAACAUUUUGGCAACAAGUUGCCCCUUUACCUAGGUCUCCACUGGGCUCCAAUACUCCCUUUUUGGUCUGGUGACAUGCUUUUGGCUUCUGCAGAGUUGACCUUCAUUGACUGAGAGUUUUACCAUAAAGGAUCACUAAAGGGUAAGGAACACAAACAUGUAUUUCUGACCCUAUAGUGUUAAAACCACCAUCUAGCCCCCCUGGGCCCCUCAUGCCUCCAUAAAUAUAGUAAAAGUCUUACUGUAUUCAAGCCUGAAGCUGUAACUCUGCUUGCUGUUAGACUCAGAAAAACAAGCAGUCUGCUGACAUCAUUAGAAGUGGUGGCCUAAUCCAAUCACAGUGCUUCCCCAUAGGAUUGGCUGAGUCUGACAAAACGGCAGUUCAGGGGCAGAGCCAGCAUGAUUAAAACACAGCCCUGGCCAAUCAGCAUCUCCUCCUAGAGAUGAAUUGAAUCAAUGAAUUUCUCUGAGGAACGUUCAGUGUCUGCAUGCAGAGGGAGGAGGUACUGAAUGUUUGGAUGCAUUUGAGGCAGCUAUAAGCCAGGAAGGAUCUCUAACAGCUAUCUGAGGAGUGGCUAGUGAAGUUAUCACUAGGCUGUAAUGUAAACACAGCAUUUUCUCUGAAAAGACAGUUUUUACUGCAAAAAGCCUGAAAGUAAUGAUUCUACUCACCAGAACAAAUUCAAUAAGCUGUACUUGUUUUGGUGAAUAUAGUGUCCUUUUAAGACUGAUAUUCUGUGCACAGAAUUUACAUUAGCCAGUGUGAAUCUCUAGUUCCAAACUGUAUGAUGCUACCGGAGGUGGACUCAGGUUACUAGAUAAGGGGUUAAUCUCUAAUGAUGCAGUGUUUCAAAGUGAAAGGCUGCACAUAUAGACUUCAUGCACCAUGAUCACGUCAAAUCACUAAAGUGGCCAUGGUGCUUGGUGUAACCCUUAAAUGCUAUGCUUAUGAUUGUAGGCUUGUUUUGAAAUUUACUGGGAAUUUCUUAAAUCCUAGAGGUUCUUUAUACUUUUGAUCGCAAUAUGUAGCUUACCUGAAGCAUUCUAAGAUUAAGGGUUUGGUACUAGAGAGAUAAUUAUGAGUGGAUCAUUUAAAAAAAAUAAACAAACUAUUCUUGGUACAUGAUGUUUAUUUGCUUAAGACACACAUCUACAUAUUAAAGACUCCAAUGUUAUUGUAUGGUCCAUAGUACCUGUAAACUAAACGCUUUUUUUUCUUUUUUAAUUUGCCUAUUGAUUUUAUUUUUUUGUAUGCUGUUAAAUGUAUAUUUAACAGGGCAGUAGGUGAGCAUAACACCUAGGCAAAGGGAUGGGUAAGAAUAUAGCCCCAUGUAACAAAGCACAGCUUAGUGGAUAGGGGCCUUGACAAAGCUAGGAGUCGAGCCUAAGUUCAAGGUUUCCUGUGAUUGAGAGUUGGUUAAAACUAAAUAGGUAUCCAUUUUAGAUUUGAUCAGUUUAAUCUGCUUACCUUGCUGAAUUUGUGCGUGUCUUCCUCCCAUUUUGUUUAGUUGAUCGCAUGACUUAGUCCCAGUUUUUGUCACAACGGCAGGGCUAGUGAGCUGAAGGUUAUGGAGAUAAAAGCCUCUUUGUUUGAUUAAUAAAAAAAAAGUGGUUAUUCAGCUGAUUAGGAAGGUGGUCUCUCUCUCUCUCUCUCUCUCUCUCAAGUUGUCAAACUGUUCUUAAACCACUACAACGUAAUGUGGUUAUUGUGCCUGGAUUGUUUUUUAAAAUAAUCUUACCAGUGCCACUCACAAAAUUAGGGGCCCAGUAUAUGCCGCAGUGCUGUACAUGUAUACAACCUAGAAUUUUUUUUGACUUGGGGUGCCUUGGAAAAUAUUGAAAUAUUAAGGGUGCCUUGAACCUAAAAAGUUUGGGAACCAGUGGUGUAGAUCAUUCCUCUGAAGUCUCACUACUCCAUUCAGUACCAUUUAGGAGUUAAUUCACUUUUGUUUGUUUAUGCAGCCAUAGUCACACCUCCUCUGGCUGUGACUGAGUCUGCAUGAAAAAAAUUGUUUCAUUUUCAAUCAAAAGUACCUUAAUUUAAACGUUUUUGUCUCCUGCUCUGUAAAUUGAACUUUAUAAAACAUACAGGAGGCUCCUGCAGGGUCUAUCAAGCUAUUGGGAGAGCAGGAGAUACAACAUUCUAAAUGAAACCUAAUUUGCAAUAAAGGAAGUAUAAACAUUAGAUAACUCUUUACAGGAAGUGUUUUAGCAAGGCUGUGAAAGUCACAUACAGGGAGGUGUACCUUGGACUGCAUAAACAAAGUGAUUCAACUUGUAAAUGGCAGAGAAUUGAACAGUGAAACUGCAGAAACAUGAUCUAUACAACAAAACUGCUUAGUUAAAGGACCACUAUAGGCACCCAGACAACUUCAGCUUAAUGAAGUGGUCUGGGUGCCUGGUCCAGCUAGGGUUAACCCUUUUUGCUGUAAAUAUAGCAGUUUCAGAGAAACUGCUAUGUUUACACUGAGGGUUAAUCCAGCCUCUGAAGCCUCUAGUGGCUGUCUCAUUGACAGCCGCUAGAGGCGCUUGCGUGCUUCUCACUGUGAAAAUCACAGUGAGAAGACGCCAGCGUCCAUAAGAAAGCAUUGUAAAUGCUUUCCUAUGAACUGGCUGAAUGCGCGUGCAUGCGCAUUCAGCCAAUGACGUCGCUAGGAAGGAGGAGAGGAGGAGGAAAGCUCCCUGCCUGGUGCUGGAGAAAGUUAAGAUUUUAACCCCUUCCUCUCUCCAGAGCCUGGCUUGAGUGGGACUCUGAGGGUGGGGGCACCCUCAGGGCACUAUAGUGCCAGGAAAACAAGUAUGUUUUCCUGGCACUAUAGUGGUCCUUUAAGAUACAGUUGUUUUGUGACUAGUGUCCCUUUAACUAUUGUUAAUGUUUACAGAUAUUGGUCAUUGCCUGUUUUAUAAUGUAUUGGUAUAUGUUAUGUUGUAUGCAGGGGCUGGGGACAAUGACCUUGUUAUGUUAAAAAAAAAAACUUUGUAUAAAUCAAAAGCUGUGGACAUUUAAUCCAUAUACUAUUUGUGUCAGUGUUUUAUUGGGUUAGGUAAUGUGGGGGUUAUUUCCACCUGCCCAAAUGGCGGUGAUGUGUCUGUCAAGAAUAGGCCAUGCAUGUGGGGUGUGUGUUGUGGGUUUUUUUUUUGUUUGUUUUUUAUUACUAUCACUCCCCCUUAAUGAAUAAAAUGCUGCUUGUGAAUUCAUUUCAGAGAGCUCUUACACUAGAAUAGGUUGUUCCAAAACUAGCCAUUAUUUACUACUGAUUCAUGAUUUCCCCAAUGUGCUCCAAUGCUGAUGUGUUUGUACUAUAAACCAGGCAGCUCAAUUUCUGUCACCUCAAAAGUAUCUGAACAGCUCCCAUGAGUCUUUGGCCAUCUGUUGCAUUCAGGAGAGGUGUAGGCCAUCAGUAGGAUCUAGAGUUUGAGAUCCCUGAAGCCCACAACAAUGGAUAUACAUACUACAGUAAAAUCGUACUCUCAUAAAAAUGUACGUUUAAACUUAGCCACAUCAUCGGACUAUUGUUCAGUGCAGAGGUGUCAAUCAUGAAAUUACUUUACUAUUUUCAAUCUUUAGUGUUGACAGCUGGUUAAAGUUCCAAAUUGCAUGUGAUGGCAGCAUUCAAUGCAAUUACUUUUCUACUGUUAAGGUUCACUUUGUUAUAAACUUUCAUGUUUUCUCAAGGUAAAGUAACACUUUGUUAGAAAUCUAGCUUUGUUUAUUUAUUUAUUUUUAAUAGGGGAGCCUUGAGAGGGGGUGUCCCCGAACAUAGACGAACGCACCAGAGCAGGGAAUCCCUCCUUUUUUCUUUUUAAAAGGACACCUCACUUACCACCCUGCGAGAGAGCUGGUCGUAAGUGCAAGCUGUCGUAAAACAGGUAGUUCGCAAAAAGAGGACCACCUGUAUAACACAAGGCAGGGUUAUAUCAUUGGCUGAGUGUGUCAGCUGAUCACUCUUGGCCAGUGAAUUCAGCCCUGCUACACUGGGCUUGCUCGGGCUCACUGUAGGCUAUAGUGAAUGCAGUUAACCAUGGCAAGCGGACCUUAGAUAAGAAGUUGGACUACUCUAAAACAGUUUGACUACUUACAUUAGGAGAUUGCUAUAGUGGUUAUGGUACUUGGAGUGAUCCUUUUAAAAAUAGAUAUUGGUGUAGUUGUAUUAAAAGCAAUCCAGUAGUAAAGUUCUAAAUGGUGCAUACACCAGUAACACUCCAUCUGACGUCUGCGGUCAUUUGGCUCCAAAAUUGGCUAUAUAAAUAGCUACCAGCAUGGCAACAAUGACUUUUACAAUCCCAGUGAAUGGAAUGUGUCUUGUUCAGCAAUCAAACAGACCUCUCCAGAAAAAUUCACUGCCAUGGAGACAUUUGCACAGGAUGGAUGUGAAAACGAAAGGGUGUGAGGGACAGCACCUUUCAUUGAGGUGAAUUGCAGGAAACCAUGGUUUCCGGUACACAAAUGAGCUGCAGUUGAAAUCCCCUGUGGAAACUGGCAACCCUGAUUGACAGACUGCAUGGUUUUAAUAGGAGCUUAGCCUGGGUCAAUGCAUGAAACACAAUAGUAUUGACGCAAGCUCUCCGAGUGAAAAGCAGAGGGUCAGGACAACAAGCAAGGAUUAAUACGGAGAUUGCAGAACAUCCAGCACGUGUGUUCAUGGAGAUUCUAGCAGAUUUAUUCUACUCCGUUUUUACUUUAUAAAACUGUAUUUUAAAGAACUGAGGGUUGCCUUUUCUUGUGUCUGUUUUUGUUUUGUCAGUUUUUAAACAUGUAUUUAUUUUUAUAACUGCUUUUAAUUAGAAAUGUAUGCAGAGCUAAGUUUUCAUUAUCUGCUUUUAAAAGCCCUAAUAAGAAAAGGCAGGAAACUCUUUUCAGUUAUCUAUAGGCUGUUUCAGAGUUGUUUAACAGACCUACAUGAUGACGUACACAGCCUCUGAGAUCCUGGGAACUACAGCCACUUUAUAAUCUUUAGAGCUGAACUGCUUUUGAAGUAUACAUCAGAUUGAAACUGUUUGUAUUUUCAGUGUGCUUGUGUUUUUUUUUUUUUUUUUAUAGUAUUAUUCAUUUGGAUAACAUUUAAUCAAGGCAACAAAGACGUCUGUUCUUACUAGUAACUGACUUUGCUCCAAGCGGUUUCUAUGGGGACGUAAGACAACUGUUGAUGGGUAGAACGUUCCCAGAGUUUUGCAUUCUCCCUAGAGGCAGAGAGUUCUGAAAUGGAACCUGGAAAUCCAUUCAUGUUGUAUUUAUUUUGACUUUAAUGCCAAAACCAUUUUUUUUUAACCAUUGUGCUGCAGAAACCUCAGGCCUAAUGUGUGUUGUAACUUCAUGUAUCCAUUAGGAUUCCUGAUAUUGCAGUGUAUUUAAAAGCUUGUUUAUUUUGGUACCUUGGCACCGUUUCAUCUCACUGAAAUGAUCUACAUGCAUGGUCCAUUUCCCCCUUUAACCCCUUAAGGACCAAACUUCUGAAAUAAAAGGGAAUCAUGACAUGUCACACAUGUCAUGUGUCCUUAAGGGGUUAAUUUUUUAAUUUUUUUAAUCUUGCAAUGUAAAAUAUUGUAGUGUUUUGAGAAACGGCAAUUUUAGAUUGCAGGGUUAAGUCCACCUAUAGUGGCUGUCAGCAUGAAAUAUGAAGUUUGAAUGCGCACUUGCCAUUCAUGUGCAUUGGUUCCCCAGUGUGCCUCUACGACCUGCUCUGGAUUGGAUAAUCACUGAGGAGGUGAACAAUGCACUGGGAGCGGGAAAAAACACACCUAAUAUUAACCCCUUAAAACCGGAGGGUGUACUAUUACGCCCUAUUCUAAGCGGCUCUAAACGCCGCAGGGCGUAAUAGUACGCCCUCCGGUUUUUGUUACUUAGUCCCCCUGCUGGCUGAAUUCAAAUUAAAUAAAAUAAAUAUCAGUGCAAAAAAAUUUUUUUUAUAUACUUAAUAUAAAUAUAUAUAUAUAUAUAUAUAUAUAUAUAUAUAUAUAUAUAUAUAUAUAUAUAUAUAUAUAUAUAUAUAUAUAUAUAUAUAUAUAUAUAUUAGUGUGUAUUUUACUAUUAAUAUAUAUAAUUAUAUAUAUUAUCAAAUUACAUGUAGACUGAUACUGAUUAAAUAUAUAAUUAUUGUUAUAUUUAUAUAUAAUAUAAAAAAUAUGUAAAUACGUUAAAAUAAAAUUAAAAAAUAAUUAAAAAUAUAUAGAUGUGUUAUUUCAUUCUAACUGUAUUGUGAUAUUAAUAUAUAUUUAUAUCAAAAUACAUGUAGAACGAAAUAAUAUAUAUAUAUAUAUCUAUAUACAUAAAUAUAUACGUAUAUAUGACUAUAUACCUAUAUAUAAAUAAAAAUAUUUGAAAAAAAUUAUAUAUAUAUAUAUAUAUAUACACACACACACACACACACAUAUAUUCUACAUAUAUAUUUAUGUAAUAUUUUUACAUAAUUAGGUAUUUUAAUUAAUUACAAUUAGCAGGACCUGCCUGACAACCCACGCCAAAAGUAUAGGGAAUUUAAUUUGCUAGCACUAUAUUUAAACCUAUAACUUUCCAAGACACCAUAAAAUCUGUACAUGGGGGGUACUGUUUUACUCGGGAGACUUCGCUGAACACAAAUAUUAGUGUUUCAAAACAGUAAAAUGUAUAACAACAAUGAUAUCGCCAGUAAAAGUGACAUUUUUUGCAUUGUUCACACUCAAACAGCACUUACACGGACGAUAUUAUUGCUGUGAUACUUUUUACUGUUUUGAAACACAAAUAUUUGUGUUCAGUGAAGUCUCCUGAGUACAACAGUACCCCUUAUGUACAGGUUUUAUGGUGUUUUCAAAAGUUACAGCGUCAAAUAUAAGGCUUUGGUUACGUUGCCUUUGAGACCCUAUGGUAGCCCAAGAAUGAAAAUUACCCCUAUGAUGGCAUACCAUUUGCAAUAGUAGACAACCCAAGGUAUUGCAAAUUGGGUAUGUCCAAUCUUUUUUAGUAGCCACUUAGUCACAAACACUGGCCAAAAUUGGCGUUCAAAUUAGUUUUUUGCAUUUUUCACACACAAACAAAUAUUAACGCUAACUUUGGCCAGUGUUUGUGACCAAAUGGCUACUAAAAAAGACUGGACAUACCCCAUUUGCAAUACCUUGGGUUGUCUACUAUUGCAAAUGGUAUGCCAUUAUGGGUGUAAAUUUCAUUCCUGGGCUACUAUACAGUCUCAAAGGCAACGUAACCAAUCUGGCGAAUUUCAAUUUCAAAUGUAACGUGCUAUAUUUGACCCUGUAACUUCCCAAAACACCAUAAAACCUGUACAUAGGGGCUACUGUUUUACAUGUGAGACUUUGCUGAAUACAAAUAUGUGUAUUUUAUUGCAGUAAAAGCAAACAGUAUUAUAAAAUUGACAGUUAAAAUGUCAUGUAGAACUAAAAAAAUAACAUUUAUUUUUUCUCAUUUUUUUCAUAUUAAAUUAUGUUUCAUAGCUAAAUAGUUGAUAUUAAAUGAAAGCCCUGUUUCCCCUGAAUAAAAUGAUAUAUAAUAAGGGUGGGUGCAUUUAAUAUGAAAGAGGUGAAUUACGGUUGGACAGACAUGUAGCGCAAAUGCCAGGUUUUGUUUACAUUUUGCUUUGUUCACAACGUGUACAUUUGGCUCAGUCCUUAAGGGGUUAAAAUGUCCCUCUUUGUUUAUUUAAAAUUUUGGUAGGUAUGCAAUUUUUUUUCCCCUUUCUAUCACUAUGCUACUUGCAGUCAGCUAUUGGAUUCAGGACAUGUGCUAAGACUGAUAAGCUUCAGGAAUUGUGAAUUACCUUCUUUUUUUUUUUUUUUAAAUCAUUGUAACUGAUGUGGUUUCAUGUAUUGAACCAUGUAGAUAGAAUCUCCUGGAAAUCGUUAAAGUUGACAUGUAAAGGCUGCUUCGAUUGAUGCUCACAUCGGGACCAUGUGGGCAAUGGUGACUAGCCUGGAUCCAAGUGUUUCCUACUUGUAACCACUCUUUAGCCAGAUACCUACUUGUAACAGUUAAUAGGUAAUGGAUAGGGGCCUCUGAUUCUGUCCACAUCCCAUCAGAGGUUUUACAUUGAAGAAAUCUGUGAAGGAAAAAUCUUUUAGUUGUGUUGGUGUGUGUAAUUGCCAUAAACAUUAGAUAUCUGUGUUGACAAAAUGUAUUCUGAAAUAUAAAAUUAUCUAAAUUAUGUAAAGGAAUGGUAUGGUAAACUUUGAAAUUGUUGGACAUAUCCUCUGUCCGUGUCCUCGCCUCUGAUGCUCACCUUAAGGAGUAAUCUGGGGCUGCACUGUUCCUGUGUAGAGAUGUCGCGAACUGUCCGCCGAACUGUUCGCGAACUGUCCGCUGGCGAACAAUAGCGUGUUCGCGUUGGGCGAACAUAUCCGAUUUCCGGUCCGCCCCCUAUACGUCAUCAUUGAGUAAACUUUGACCCGGAACCUCACAGUCAGCAGACACUUCCUGGGAGGGAGGGUCUGCUGCUGAUUGGGUGGAAUGUGUCUGCUGGCUGUGAGGUUCCGGGUCAAAGUUUACUCAAUGAUGACGUAUAGGGGGCGGACCGGAAAUCGGAUAUGUUCGCCCAACGCGAACACACUAUUGUUCGCCGGUGGACAGUUCGCGAACAGUUCGGUGGACAGUUCGCGACAUCUCUACUCCUGUGUAACUGCUCCUACUCUUACCCAGUCUCCAUACCUUCAAGAUUUUAUUGAAAACUCAAUUCUUCAGGAAAGCGUAUCAAUUAAACAGUUAAUUGCUUUCCCACAGCGCACCCUGCUUCCUCACCUGCAACUGUCAUCCAAAAAAAGAAGCCUUCAUUGUAAAGUGUUCUAGUAACCUAAUUUUUUCCCAUACACGAAAUACAUCCUGCCCUUACUUCUUGUGUACCUUUACCCCACUACCUCUUGAAUGUAAACUUGUUUUUUUGCAGAACCCCAAACACCCUCUGUUCCUGUAUGUCCAACUUGGCUUGUUGCAAAUACUUGUCGGUUUGUCCACCCAUUGUACAGUGCUGCAGAAUUUGUCAGUGCUUUAAAAACCAUAUCUGUUUUUCUUACUUUAUUGAAAAGGAAAAUUUUGACUGCUUUAGUUCUACGGUGAGCUCUCUCCAAAACAGGCUAUUGUUUUCCACAUGCCCCAAAUGAAGAAACAGCUGGGCAUUGCUGAUUUCCUUGCCUCGCCAUUAUAGACCAAUAAUGAAAAUGCAUGUUUGCUCUUGUGCAUUUUGUAGGUUUGUUUGAACAAUGCCUUCACCACUUGCCUGGGUGCUUAUGCAGUGUGUGACGUUACCCAUGUCUGCACUGUGUGUCAAUAUGUGGUAAUGUGCUGAGUCCUGGAGCAUUCAGAGCCCCUACUACCUCUCCUGCUGAUUGGCUCCCUCACUGAAUCCCCCCUUCCCCUCCCCUCGGAGUUCAGUUUUCACUUCACUAUGGUGGGAGAGCUAAUGAAAAUGUUGAGCCCCGAUAAUUGUAAUCCUAAUAAGCAGUGACUGAACCUGUCUGUGGUAGUUUGAAGUCGUAUAGUAUGCACACACAGAGUAUAAUUACUCUGGCCUGUAAUGUCUGUGUGGAUUUUAAUGAUGCAGCAAUUUUUUUUGAAAUGGCUGUAUUUUUAAAAUUUAUUUUAUUAUAAGUGACAGAAGGCAACAAAAAACUGGCACAAGGAAACUCACUGGAACUAUAACCAAUACACGAAGCUUGGCAUAUCCCAUUAUCACAGCUCAAAAUUUACACUUACUAGUGACCAUAGUCCUGAGGACUGGAAAUCCAUCCAUGGAGGGUAAACUAUGGCUUCUAUUUACUGUUUUCACCAAGUGUAUAUAUGUGUGAUAUAUUUUACCUGUAGUCUGCGCUUUCUAAUGCAUGUGUUGUUGUGAUAACUCGACAAUGUUUGUGAACACACUGCGACAUCACAUUUGUAAGAUUAGAUCAUAAAUACAGCAUCUUGUUCUAUAUUUCCAUUUUUUUGAUAAAGGUUAAAUCCAUAAACUACAUUUGAUCUAUUCCAUUUUUCCAAAAUGUCAGAUCCAUUUGUGUGAUUUCUGUACUUGACUCUUCUAGUUCUUGGUUGUUGUUAAUAUUCUAUUUUUCAUUUAUUUAUUUAUUUAUUUAUUUUAUUCGAGCAAGAAGCUUGACAGUUCCAUGUGAAUUUUUUUUAGUUAAUCGGUGCUUCACUAUCAAUUUCCGGAGUGAAUUGAACAAAUGUAUUUGUUUUCUUUUUUUACACUAGAGAGGGUGUUUGCACAUGCUUUUGCAGUUCGGGUUUCAUGAUGCAGCUGGAGACUGUAAUGUUACAGCCAGAUCCAAUCAUGAAACACUAAGGGCUUGUCAUCAAGCUAGCCAAUAACACAGAUGCUCAGAUUGUUUCACAUCUUGGCAACUGGAACAUACAGCUGCCAAGCACAAACAGCAUGCUAGCUGAUGUAUCAAAGGAAAUAUGGUUUAAAGGGAAACUGGUCAAAGGGUGCCUCAAACGAUCUGUUUAACUGAAUGAUGGAGUUUAAUACUUUUUAAAGGUAAUGUACCAUAAUUUCAAAAGGUGGAGCAAUGACUACCUGGGACUAAAUGAAAAGAUAUAUAUUAGUAUGAAUAAACAAAAGAAGAUAAAAUCUUUAAUUAAAAGAAGGUACACAAAAGCAAGCUUAAAAUACACUUUAAAUCCUAUGCGUUAAAGGGGCAAUCCAAGAACCAAACCUACUGCAGUGUGUAGUAGCAAAGGUGCCAGAAGUGCCUGGACACUCUUAGCGUAACAUGGCAAAUCGUUCAGGAAUAGUUUUUCAACUUGCCUGCAGUUGGCUAGGUGCCUCUCCCUGCAUCCGGAAGUUCAGCGACCGGAUGCAGGGAGAAGGCACCUCAUUGGCUGACCAUGCCUAGUUGACAUUCUCAGCCAUUGAACCAGCCCUACAUGACUGUUUUAGCUCAGUGGAGCUAAAAAUAAACUCCUUGCAUGAGCUUCUGGCUUCAGGGGAGGUGGCAAUGUUUGCACCAUGUGACAUUACUACAAAGCGAGCUGUAUUUAGAACUGGCCCAAGCGCAUCUCCUGUGGCUCCCUUUAGCCACCGGACACUAAGGUUGAGGCUACUCUGCUCCAGUAAGUGAUAAAAGUAAUGGCAAUCGUCCAUGCCUCUUCUCUCCCCUUUUACAAUCAUGUGCAGCUAUGUGUGAACUUGCAGCAGUUGGUCUGAAUAACUGUAGAAUCUGACCCAACAUGGCUGUGUAGCCAGAUAGUGACAUUUCCUCAAGAAAUGUCUCAUUAAAUGUAAUAAACUUCUAAAAAGUGAGAAGUGAAAAUUUGAUGACCAUUGAACAUUGAGUCUGUUACGAAAAACAUAUAUUGAAACGCUCCACUAAAAUUUGUGAACUUGUUGCGCUCCAAUAAAAAUGCAAAAUAAAAUGAUUAAAUGCCUUUAAUCAACAUGGCAUUUUAUCUUACCAAGUAAGCCGAUGCUUUCAUAUUUUCAACUAUUACACGUGCCUAGAUAGCAUUUCGAGCGCACGCCUUAUUGGAAAAGCCUUUUCCCCUCACUUAACUUUGACAGAUGUUAAGAUAAGAAUGGCAAAACCUGCACGUAGGACUGUGAACACUCUCAUGGUUCCUGCCAACUUUUCAACAGAUCUUUGGACUUGAAAUUUCUAGGAAAUGGUUGGUUGCCCCCCACCCAACAAACAAUCUGCUCCCUUAUCACUACACCAUCGGACUAUAAAAACAUCCUUUAGUCUACAGCCUAAACAGAGUGAAGAAGAUCUACUUUGUUGAGAAAGUGUUUAUUGUGUAGGCAUUCAUAUCACUCACUGAAACUAUUAAUCUGAUUAGGCAUACACUCUGCUUUUAUUUAAGUGUGUGUGUUUUGAUUUUUAAAACAACUCAUUAUUUAUUGUGUUUUUUUGUAUUUUUUUCUUUAUCUUACAUCAAAUAUAUUGGCAAUAUCAACAGAAUGUCUGAGAGGUUGUGUAUAUUAAUAGAGCAGAGGUUGGCUACCUUUGGCACUCCAGAUGUUGUGGACUAUGUCUCCCAUAAUGCUAGCAAAGUAUCAGGGAGUGCCGAAGGUUGCCAACCACUGUGAUAGUGGUAUUGACUAAAAACCGUUUGACCCAUAUCACACUUCUUUAAAUUACAUUUUCUUCCCUUUUAUUAUUUUGUCCUGAAUACAAUUAUAUAAUUUAUUUAUUUAUAAAAUAUUUUACCAGGAAAGAUACAUUGAGAUUUCUCUUGUUUUCAAGUAUGUCCAAACAGGAGUUUGGUCAAAAUGAAAGCUGAGAUGUUAGUCAGGCUUUUUACCAUCAUUCUAGGAAGUAGUAAAUCAGAAAUGUGUUUAUGGAAGCUACUGAACAUGCAAUGAGCGCAUUUAGGCAAUUGUUUCAGGGCACUUGUAAACUUUUAAAUGAGUUGACUUUGGGAUAAAAAAAAACACCAACAAAUUAAACUGUGUUGUCUUGACAUUUCCUUUAGUGCACCAUUGGCCUGAAGAGUAAUUUGUUGGACAGAAUUCCUGUCAUAGAUCAGCAGAGAUGCAAAAUAGUGUUUUGUUUGUGAAGCAGAAAGUUCACACGAAGAGGCGGGAUACUCUACUAUAUAGUAGUAAAAAUGUUUAGUAGUCGCUGAAGACAAUUCUAAAAUCACUUGUGUUAAAUCAGGAGUCUCCUUUACCAUAUACUAAGAAAAGACCAAAAAGGAUCUGUGAGGCACUCGAGAGAUAAGAUGUAAGAAGAACGACUUGGCUGUAUAUCUUGUAGGCCCUACAUUUAGUUACUAUAAGAUUGGGCUAGAUCUUGAGUAACCGUGCACUGCAUGUGCUGAUUUGACUGAGAAAUAAGGAUGUCAAUAAAGGACCACUAUAGGCAUACAAACCACAUUGUCCUAAUGAAGUGGUCUGGGAGUGGAGACCUUUGGAUUUGUAAUCUGCUGUAUUAAUGACAAUGUUAUGUUUGCACAUCUAACGCACCACUAGUGUACAAACGCAAUCAAACGGUGUCUUCAAUCAAAUUCUGAUUCUAGGGCAGUGUUUGACUGGCACAGAACCACUAUUUGCUGCGCACUAGCCUCCCUUUGGGGGAAGUAUUGGAUUAGCUGAGAUAAUCAAGAUCAAAUGUUUGUUUCAAAUAAGGGAAGCCAGAUUUUCAAAUCUGAUAUUUUAUUUACAUGUGUACAGCUGCCAAAGAGCUAUUAAUGAUUUAGAAGCCAUCACUAUCCAAACUUUACGAUACUUUUCAGCAAUGCUUAAAGGACCACUCUAGGCACCCAGACCACUUCAGGUUAAUGAGGUGGUCUGGGUGCCUGGUCCAGCUAGGGUUAACCCAUUUUUUUCAUAACAUAGCAGUUUCAGAGAAACUGCUAUGUUUAUGAAUGGGUUAAGCCUUCCCCUAUUUCCUCUAGUGGCUGUCUCAUUGACAGCCGCUAGAGGCGCUUGCGUGAUUCUAACUGUGAAAAUCACAGUGAGAGCACGCAAGUGUCCAUAGGAAAGCAUUGAUGAUGCUUUCCUAUGUGACCGGCUGAAUGCGUGCGCAGCCAGCCGACGGGGAGGAGAAGAGGAGGAUCGGAGGAGGAGAGCUCUCCGCCCAGCUCUGGAAAAAGGUAAGUUUUAACCCCUUCCAGAGCCGGGCGGGAGGGGGACCCUGAGGGUGGGGGCACCCUCAGGGCACUAUAGUGCCAGGAAAACGAGUAUGUUUUCCUGGCACUAUAGUGGUCCUUUAACAAUAUAGGAUCAAAGAAAAUGGGCUAUACAGUCUGUUUAAACACCAUGGUUAUCCUCUUUGGUAAUGAUAGGUCAGACCCAUUUCCCCAGUAACUGGAUGGGACACCGUUCCAGGUUACAACUUUUGGGCACACUGCUUUUUAUGCACAGACCCCUGCAGGGGGGUCUCCAUCCAAUCCGAAGAAAGGGCGCGAAACCUAUUCGCGCCAACCAGCACCCAGGGACAAGAGAUGUUUUGCCACCGAAACAGAUGGAAGGGCGCGAAAACCCAUAUGAACAAGCGCUCCUUCUUGGAUUAGUCAUCCCUGCGGCGACCAAUCAACGCUUUACUCGCGCUGACCAACCAGGAAAAUGGCGCGAACCCAGUUUAAAUGGGCACUCCUCCCAUUGGUCGGCACGGACUUCCAUGCGGGAACCCUGUGCCCGUGAGACCAACUCACAGCCUCAGGGACUCACUGCUGGCCCGCGUCCCUCUCUCCGGUGGAUACCCACACUCAGGUAUCUGCAGGAGAGAGCGUUCGCCUGGGUAGGCACGAGCGUGGCAAGUGAUUAUAGCUCAGUUAGUAGCGGGUAGGAUGAUCCCUGACACCGGGAUCGAAGACGGUGCAUGCAGGCCGGCUCGGGAGCCGAAUGCUGCCCCUGCUGGGCGUUCGGUGAUAUGAACCGAUGGCCCCCCAGGGGAAGCAUGCGCCGCUCGUUCCCUUGCAGUCUGCAUUCUCAUUUAGCCAAUGCUUCUUUGGUGUGCGAACGGCAGAGCUCCCAAUGCCUCAUUAUCUCUAGACUUAUUGGCAAUGCACAUUUUUGUAACUUGUCUGUAAUUGUACAGUCUGUAAUUGCUGUCUUAAAUCUUUUUAUUUGCAUAUAUUUAUAUAUUUUAAUCAGUCCCUUUAUAAUCCUAUCCCCACCUGUGGAUCUUGAGUUAUAUAAUUUGUUGUGGACUACACCUCCCUUGAUCAAUUUGCCAGUAUUAUGACUGUAAAGCAUUAUAGGAAAUAUAGUCUAAUACAAACUUGUUUCGAUGCCUAUGUCUCUUUUUAAAAUAAAAAAAAUAAACCAUAACAAGCUGACGUGGGUGACAGUACAAUGUUGUUGUUGUUGUUGUUGUUUUUUUUAAAAAAGAUUUUGUUUUGAUGAUAUUAUGUAUCUAGGAAGGAAGUAACACUGCCUUUAAAAAUGUAAACCUCCUACUAAGCCAUCAAUGAUUUUUUUCAAAUAAAUGAGGAUUUUUCAAAUUACUCAAUAUGUACUUGGAGUACAUAUGACUUGGCAACAUCCAUUCUCCAUUUUGAUGAAGACUGCAAUAAAACAAUUAUGCUAACUUUCACUUCUUUCUUUAAUUAGGAAAACUAAUAAUCAUAAAAAUUUAAAAAACACAGCAAUGUCGCCAUACAGACCAUAUUAUUAAAUCUACAAGUAAAUAAGGUUAAAUCAGAAAUAACGUGUGUAGCGUGUGCCAUUUAGGUUAUUUAUUACUUUUCCCGGCAUUGUGCAAAACAAAAUAUAAAUUAAAUUACGGCUUGUAAUUGUAGGUUUCUCACAUCUUCUUCCUGGAAAUUUUGGAUAAUGUUACGAUUAUGAAAACCAUAAUAUCUCUUAAGAAUAUAGACUUGUUCAAACCAAGAAAAGAAUGUCAUUCACAAUGCUAAAAAAAAAGUUCUAAUUCACAUUUUCAAACAUUCAUGAUAGAUUCCAUGCUAAUUGGUGUGGUUUAAGGUAUUUUAGAAUAGCAAUGGGUACAGCCUUCAAAUUCUAAGAAUCAUUAAAAUGACGAUCAGCAAAGAUAUUUCUUCUUAUACCUCAUGGGAACAGAACAUUUGACGAUCUUUAAAUAAUUACCUUUUCCCAGAAUAUCAGAUAUGCAUAAUUUACAUAUUGAGAAGGAAACCUGCUUUCAGAAUAAGGAUUUUUUUUUUUUUGGCAAACUGGAUGGCUCUUCUGGUCCGAUGAAAUUGACAUUAAAGGAUUACUGUAACCCUUUUUAAAAACCUCUGUAUUUAUUUAUUAUGCUAUAUUAGGAAUUCCUUGCUUGCCCCCCUCCCCUCCCCCCCCCCACCCCCCAAAAGGUACAAAAAUACUUUAAAACUGGUCUGUAAUCAUCCCGGUACUUAUCUCCACUGCUGCGUCUUUCAAUAAGGGCUUCGCAUGGUCCAAUCAAAGACUUCUCCUAGAAGCCGGGCGUAUGUGCAUGCUCUGAGCAGGUGAGGAAUGGGAUACAUGUGUAUGUAUAUUAACCCCUUAAGGACACAUGACAUGUGUGACAUGUCAUGAUUCCCUUUUAUUCCAGAAGUUUGGUCCUUAAGGGGUUAAAGCAAUCUAAGCUAUCGAUGGUUGUAAGCGCAAGCUUCCCCUUGUAGGCGCGUUGUCUGCAAGGGAGAAGCUAAUUACGGUAUGUUUGUUGCCAACGUGCUGACAAUAUAUUUGUACAGAUUGACCUAUUCCAUUCAGGAACAGCGUUCUUGGCUUCCAAAUUCAUGUGUGCUGGGGUUGCAACACAAGUGCAGGUAUCUCUGGAUGUACACACUUUCAAGCAGAAACACUGUACAUAAAGACUCCUAUCACCAUGACCACUAUAAAUUGCUUUUACAGGAUUUCUCCAAGCACCACAAUCACUUAAGUAAUUUGAAGUGGUCAUUGUGCCUGGAGACUGUGUGUGUGCGGCAUUUCACUUUGAAAUGCUGCACAUGCAAAGUUUAACCCCUCUGCUGCCAGAGGUUUAACUACUCCGGCUUCACAGGAGUGUCAUUGGCAAGCGGCUGGCUAAAAUUCUGUGGAUAUUCCUAUGCUGAGAAUUGCUUUCAAUGGCUAGGGCAGAAGCUAUCAGGGGAGGAUCCCUGGAGGCUGGCGGCAACCAAGAUUAGUGGCCAAACUGUUAAAAAAAAAAAAAAUAUGUGUGUGUGUGUGUGUAUGUAUGUAUGUGUGUAUAUAUAUAUAUAUAUAUAUAUAUAUAUAUAUAUAUAUAUAUAUAUAUAUAUAAACAAAAAACAGGGAGUCAGUGCCCAGGAAUUCUAAGCAAUUUAACACAUGCUUCUAGUGGUUAUAUUGCCUAGGGUGUCUAAUUUUUUUUUUUUUUAAAUAAAUAAAUUAAAUGUAUAUGAUGGUGGAUAGUAAUGUUAUAUUUAAAGAUUUGUCUAUUUUGGGAUUGUGAAUGUUAUUUCAAAGUUGCAUGUGGAAUUUUUGAAUGUGUAGACAUUCUGUUCAAAUGUACUCAUCAGGGUUUUCCACCUUAAAUCUUUGGAAUAUGUGUUACCCAAGUGUGAAAUACAGUGUAUUACAGUAAACUGUGAAAAGAAAAAAGGAAAUGUUGGCCUCAAAGUGGAAUUUUGUUAUCUGUCCACACACACUUGUUCGAUUGCACACAUUUUAGCUUUAUUUACUAAACUAAACUGUGAAUUGUGCUGAUUUUAAAAUCUGAAAUACAAAAUAUUCCCCAAAAUAUCUGCAGUGCAAACAUUCUCUAAUUCAGGUUUGUUUUCUAUUCACCACCUUCACUAUUUAGCAAUUGAACCCAUGUCACAAAAACCCUGGUUUGAUGUAUUUAAAGGCACCUCAUCUCAGUGAAGUUAUCUGGCUGCAGCAAUCCUUUAAUUGUAACCCUACAAUGUAAAACAUUGCUCUUUAGUGGAUAUAGUAAUGUUUACAUUGCAUGGUUAAAUACUCCUCUAAUGGCUGUCUACCUGGCAGCCACUAGAGGCGCUUCUUCUGUGAGAUUCACAGCUCACACGCAAGCACAUUUUGUGAUGUUGUGGUAGCAGAUCAGGUGGCUGUAGUUACUGGAUCUCUGUGCUGGAAUAGAUGGUGAGUAAUAAACUUUCCUUCCAUUUGAAAAAUACAUUUUUAAUAGGUUGUGGGAAAACUAAGUGCAGAAAAGAACACUGUAGUGUUAAGAAUACAGACUUUUCUAUUCAGAACGCUUUAGGAACAUGCCAAGAACCAUAACCACUAUAGUGAGCAGCAGUGGUUUUGAUGCCAGGAGUGCCUUACCCCACUGUUAGGAGUUAAACCAUUUUGACUUUUACAGGUCCCUACUUCCAUUACCAGAGAGUUGCUUGGGCCUCUCUCAGUGUAAUAAAGUGCCAUAGGUAGGACUAUCAAACUAAAACGGUUAGUAGCAGAAUCAAUUGGCACCGUAGUCCCUUAACAAAAUCUAUCUCCUCUGGAUUGUAAACUCUGACAUCACCAGCAUACUUGAGCAUUAGAAUUAUAUUUACAUGACACUUAACUUUUUUUUUUUAAUGUUCCAUAUCAUUAUCUUGAUGUAGCUCCUCAGCUCUGUACACUUCUCAAACGUACACAGCUGACAUCUGCAGUGAAUUCCCAGUUGACAGAGAACAGUGAUGUCACCAACAUUUUAAAGUCUGUUCUCAUUCCUCUUGCUCCCUCCCCCCCUCUCUUUUGGGCCCCACUAAACCAAAAAGAAAAACUUGUGUUGCACCUAUUAGAUGUUUAGUGAUGUUCUCUGCCUCUAAAACCUACUAAACGUGUUUACAUUUUUAGGGCAUCUGGUGAGUGUUCUGUAAUUCGGGAAGGUUAGGCUGUGACCCCCGCUCCUGUGGGAAUGUUAAAGUGUUGGCUCUAGAGUUUUAUUAAUUGCCACAAAAUGAGCAGUUAAUGCUAAACAUCUGUUGGCCAAAGCACCAGUUUCAGAGUGAUGUGAUAUUUGGCUAGAGAGAAAUCUCUGACGAAUAGAAGGAUAAACACAUGCAUAAUCAAUACUAAUUCCAAAUGUUGAAGGCUCUAAAUUUUCUAUUAUGUUUAAUGCAGUUCCAACUGUGCACUGCUUUGGACUUCGUUGGUAUGUUAAUAAAUACGUCUAUAAAUCUUGUAAAUUAUUUUUUCAUAUUUUUUUUUUUUCUGAAGCAAACAUUUGAACAUCACUGAAUACUUUUCAAUUUGCUUACAACAUCCAACUUAAAAUGGGGGGAAAAAAACCCUUACACCUCAAGUCAAUGUAUGGUCAAUACAUUGUUAAACACUGAUCUGCACAUGAGUCAAGCCAUAAGACUUGCUUUUCCCACAGAAAUCACAAAUCUGCAGUGAUGUUACUACCGCAAAGGAUUCUGGGUGGACAUAUGCAAAUUAGUUUAACAAAGAAUCACAUUUUUGCCUCAUUCCAUUUUAAACAUGGAUUCUUUGGAGUUUGUUUGCUGUAUACAACAGCUUUGAACCAAAACUCUGCGUGUGUGUGAGGUAUGUGUAUAUGUAUGUAUGUAUAUAAUUUACCAGUUUUAAUUUGUGAUAUCUGGUUCAGUACACUGCAUUGUGGGCAAACUUUUAAAAAAAUGUUAUGAACCCAUGCAAUGGUGUGAUAAGAGUUGGGAGUCAGACUGGUACUUUGUAUGGCUGUAUAAGUAUUUAGCUGUUGGUCUAUAGGAAUUAGUUAUGUGACCAAGAAUGCCAUGAAAUGAUGCUAUGGGAAAGCUCCAGUUUUUAUCUUUUCAUUUUUAUCUUUUCAUUUUUCCCACUAGAAAUUGAAGCCAAGGAGGCCUGUGAUUGGCUGAGAGCUGCUGGUUUUCCGCAAUAUGCACAGCUUUAUGAAGGCAAGUACAAAAUGUCAUCCCUGAUACAAAAACGCUAUUUGUCUGGGUCUCCCAGCAUGCAUCAUUUCCCUGUAUAACUGCAGAAGAGUUCUACUAAUCUUGGUGUACGAUCUGAUUGGCCAAGCUGGCAUAGUGAGACUUGAGUGUAAAUUACUGCUAGUACAAUCUGUUGAAUUGCAGAAACACAUCACUUGGCACUUAAACCCUCUUAUCUUUUUUUUUAUUUUUAUUUUUAUUGAAGUUGCCUGAAGGUUUUCAUAUGGUGUUGAUAAAUUAAUUAUGUGACACCAGUUAGCACUAAUUAUAUUGGAAAUCCUGUCAAUGCGUUAUAAGCACCAUAACAUUGCAGAUAAAGAUAUUAAAUAAAAUGUUCAUGAAUUUUUUUUUAUUAUUAUUUUUUUUAGAUAUGCUAUUUCCAAUUGACAUAGAAAUCGUGAAAAAUGACCAUGAAUUCCUGGAUCGAGAUGCGAUGGAAUCAUUGUACAGGUGUGUAUGUAUAUGUUAUUUAAUCAUCUAUGGAUCACCUCCCCCCCAUUUUUUAUUUAUUUUGGUGUUUGUUUGUGUGUUUAUAGAUGUAUGUCAGUGUUUGCAAGUUCAAGGUGUAGAACAUUUCCUUGUCCUAAUACAUUGGCGUAAAACUCUCUCAAAAAAACAAUAUUUGGUUUCUUUAAACCAGUCUGUUUUUAUUCAAAUACAAAUAGACUAUGUUGCACACAAUUUAAUUAUGAGGUCAAAAAGGCCUACAUUUGGCAUACUGGUUCUAAAUUUCGUUGCAGGGAUGGCAAUUUAAGUGGAGAUGUGUUGGUGCAGAUACAAAUACCACUACAUAUGAAACAUGGUACUAUUAAAAUCUAUUAUGAAUAUUAGACUGUAUAUCGGGCAAGUAGUUCCAAACCUCUACAAAUAUGCAAGAGGGCAGAUUUCUUUGUAUGAAUAUUCUCAGUUAUAAUAAAAAGGUAACUUGCAUGCAUUGUGGGUAAUGAGUAAAAAAAACAAAUGAGGACAGAAAUCAUUUUUAAAAUUUCAUUUUCCCAUUCUAUAAUUGCAUUUAUUCUCCGAUGUUUAGUAUUUGGCUAUGUUUUGUUUUUUAAUGUCAAAUAUUCUAAAAUUAAUAUUGACAUUUUUACGAUUCCUAUUCAUUCAUUCAGGCGUUUGAAUACCUUGAACAAAUGUGCCACUAUGAAAGUUGAAAUUAGUCGUAACAGAAAACAGGUAUGUAAAAAAAGUCUUGCUUCAAAUUAUAAAUAUUUAAAUUGUAGGGGCAGUGAUGAAAUCUACCGUAGAUCUCCCCUAAUCAAAGUGAUCAUUUAGCAGUACACCGUGUUGUAUUAUUUUAUGCUUGUAUACUCUUGUUUUAUUUAGCCUUUUAAAAAAAUAUAAUUUUUUCCCCCAAAAUUAUUGGUAAUGUUCACUGCAUCUUUGUUUUUAGAGUGACUCUGAAGAAGAUGAACCUUGUGCGAUAAGCAACAAAUGGUCCUAUCAGAGGCAAAGUCAAAGGUGGUCCCGACUGGAGAAUUUAGAUUGUUUUCAACCAGAGGAAACUUCAACUCUGUCCUUGCCAAGUAGUCCAUGUAGUAAGAGCCCAAAAGAUGAUUUAUCAGAUCUUGGGGAGAAAAAUGAUGCAUCUUCAUUACACAGCUCUAGCAGUGCUGAGAGUGAUGGCUUCCUCAAGACUUAUGAAGACUUGGAGACCAGCAGAAGUUCUUCAAGGUGUUCAUCUUCAACUAAACUCAUCUCUCCAGAUUCAACAUUUCGUUGUUCCCCAUCUCCUAGUGAUACACUAAAUAUCAUCACAGAGGAAAGGUUGCUUGAAAAGCCACCUAAUAAAAGAGGUAAAAGUCUGCUGAGGAAAAUGGAAAAGCUACGCUUAAGAAGCUCUACUGUAAAAAGAAAUGCGUUUCCAAAAGAGCGACCUAGUAUCAGUGGUCCUGUUUUGCUAGAUGGACUUGAUGACGAUAAAUUACGGAACCUAAACUGUGUCAACAUUUCAGAUCUAGCUGAUGCUCAAAGUAAAGAGGGACUUUCAUGUUCUUCUCAGACAUGCAGCAGCAGUAGUCCAUCUGAAAAUAGCAGCACUGUGAGCACCCCCAGUCCUGUUAUAAGAGUGAGAAGUCACAUGAAAAGAGGCGGCAUGUAUGCAGAAGACUUUGAUCUUACUAAAUUCCCCCUAUGGAGUGAUAUAUCUGAGCAAAAUUUCAGAAAUGAGCAGCACUUGCAUCAAAAUCAAGUUUUCCAGAUACCACAGGGCCAUAAACCGGGUACAUUUCCCAAAGCACUUACAAAUACUAUAUUGACACCUAUAGAUAAUACCUCUGUAAAUUGGAGGACUGGAAGCUUUCAUGGUUGCAAUAGGAACAGGAUGAGAUCUAGUAGCUCCAAAGACACCGAAACUCCUCCAAGUCCACUUUCACUUGUUAACAAUCGACUAAGCAUUUAUGAUAAUGUGCCAAAUCUUCCUUUCCACCUCAACAAGCUUGAAUCCCCAGGAGAUGACGAUGUAUUCUCAGAACUAGACAAUGUAAUGGAGCAUGUUAAUGGACUUCGCAAACUGGUCAGUGAAUGGUCUGAAAAGUUCUCAGAUGAUGGAGAUUCUGAUUUUGCUAAUGACUCUGCCUCCCCUUGUCCUUCUUCCCCCAAAACAAUCCACCUUGAGGUAAACGAACAUAUACAUGGCAAAUCGAAAUCCACCGAUGACUCGGAUAGUUGCAAACCUUGUACGGACAGUGACUCUUCCAUUUUGCCCUAUAUAACGGUUUCUGAGAUGGGGUCAUCUUUAACAGAUUGCAGCAGGUUAGUCCUUAGUCACAAAAAGUAAUUUAUCCUAGCACGUGACAUGAACUGUUUUCAAAGGCAUGGUAAUUUUACUUUUUGGUUGUGUAUUCAUUAUGCUUGUAAAAAGACAGACAUUUUAAAUAUUUGCUUUAUGUAAGGAUUUACUAUUUAUAAUUUAAGUUGUGCUGAUCUUUAUAGAAAAUGUACAUUUUAAAUAAGCGACAAUCUAAUAAGAGCUGGUAUAGAGUAGAACCUUUCAAAAAAAGGGGGUAUUCUGAAAAAAGUGGCAAGUUUUAUUCUGUGAAUGAUCAUAUACUGCAACUGUGAAUCCCCAUUAUUUUAUGCAGGUUGUGUGUCUUAACUUCACACUGGGUUUUAAAGCUUAGUGUUUAACGUCCACAUUCUUAUUUGUGUGCAUGUGUCCCAACAGCACCCUUAUCAAGUAUGCAUGUUCUGGAAAGUGCAGCUUUUUAAAAACGAUUUAUGUAAUGUAAACAAAAAAUAUCAAACCCUGAAAUGCAGAGCUCCUCAAGAGCGCAAAUGUUCCAAAUAUAUUUGACAGUUCUAUUAAUAUACAGAUCAUGUUUGUAAAUAGAACAAUAAUCCUAAAGAGUAGCUGCUGCCUUGACUUGAAACUACUAUCAAUCUCAGGCAGACCGCUGCACGAAGAUUAGAUUGCUGCCUUUAUAAUUUUUUUUAUUUUUUUUUAUUUUUUAGCUUAUAUUAUACAUAAAGAUUAAAGUGUCCAUUAAAUAAUGCCCAUCUCAGUCUCCUAAAGCCACCAAAAUCUCUCAAUAAUAUUUCCCGAUAACGUGCAGUUAUGUAUUCUCUGUAGUAUAGAAAUUGUAUUUUCUGGUUUGUUUCUUCAGUAACGUUAUUACAGGUUUCAGCAUAUUUGCUGUACAGUGUCAGGUUUUCAUGCUUGUGUUGUUAAAAGCAAGCAAACUGAAUUCAAGUAGAACAUAACAAAUCAUAUUGUACAAAGCCGGUUAAAACUGUUCUAAUUCUUAAUUUUGACCCGACCCUCUAACUUCAGAAGGGCUUUAUUCUAUAUAAGGAAAAGAGCUGACCUGGCAGUUUUACUCCCAUUAAUUCCCAUUGACAGCAGUGGGACUUAACGGCACAAAAAGCAACCAAUCUGUUUGUCGUCUUUUACGGAAUUAAGUCUUUUAAGUCUCAAAAGCAGCAGAAACUUAGUGAUUUAUCUAUGGUUUUCUGUGCUAAGCUGACACUGUUAAAAUGCCUUUUCAUAUUUUAUAGCAAGGCUUUAGGUAAUGUAUUAUUACACUGCAUACUUGACUGUAUUUUACAGCUGGGGUCUGUGUGAAACAUGAAUUCGGUCUCCUAGGACAAUGUACUGCAUGUACGAAGGAACACCUUAGACAUGUUGAUCACUCUUAAUGCUUUACCCUGCAGACACAGUCCAGAACCUGAGAACCCAUUAUUACAAGUUGAUAGCCAGUCAGCAGCCCACCUGAACCGGAUUCAAAAACUGGCUUUGCUCAAGUUAACAGCGUUGAUGGAUAAAUAUUCCCCGUCUAGCAAGCAGGGCUGGAACUGGUGAGUAUUCGGACUUUAGUGGAUUUAAAAAAAAAAAAAUUGUGUGUGUGUGUGUGUAUGUAUGUGUGUGUGUAUAUAUAUAUAUAUAUAUAUAUAUAUAUAUAUAUAUAUAUAUAUAUAUAUAUAUAUAUAUAUAUAUAUAUAUAUAUAUGUGUGUGUGUGUAUAUAUACUGCUCAAAGCUAUUAUAAAGGUGAAUUACAUGUGUACCUACAAUAUCCAUAUUAUCUCCCUGUGUUUUGUCGGCAUUGACCUGCUGAUACAAGAUUGGCUUUGCGCUAUGGAGCCCCUUUUAUCUUGUUUACCUUUGGUUUGUUUAAUGCCUCAGCCAACUAGAACAGGCACAGUUUGACUAUUGUACUAUGAUCAUUCAGUUUUUCACCUCUGUUGUAUCCGUUAUAGAAUGGAAUAUUAUGCAAAUUUCCAAUUUAACACUGUCUUCACUUUGCUUGAUUUUUAUCAACUUGAACCUGCUACCAAUGUUUUUGUGCUUAUGUGGCAUUCCAGUGAGUCAGGAUGGAGCAGGUGGUGGGAUUGUCCUUCUGGUUCUGGAAUACUUGGUUGGUCAGCUUUAAACCCCAAGUGGCGAGCAUGGCUUCAGCAGAUUCCAUGUGUCCAGAAGAGUGCAGUUUUUGGAACAGUUGAGAUACUGCGCAUAGCCCUCAGACUUUGGGGUCUUUGGGUGGUAUUUUGUGUAUUCGUCAUUCUCGGGUCCACUAGCAGAGGGGCUAGCAAAUCAAUUUGUAUCUGUGUUUUUUUUUGUUUGUUUUUUGCACAGUAUUCUCUUUACAAUCCAUAUUAUGGUUUAAAGCAGUGCUUUCAAAACUAGUAUUGCAUCCCCAAUGGUUGAGAAUUUUGAGUCCAUUUAAAUUUCCCCACCAGUCAUCCAAGUGCUGUGGUUUUUAUUUUUUAUUUAUUUUUAUUUGAAAGGUUAUUUAUGCCUGUAUUCAUUUUUAGUACUAAACAUUACAUUGUGACCUUUUCAGUUAAAGACCAAGUGAUCCAUAAGAAGAAUGGCUUAAUUAUAAGUGGCAAAACUUUGUGUUUUUCUCAGGGGGUUAUCAAAGCGUUAUAUGUUUUUUUAAAGUAGAGCAAAUAUUUAAAGGUGGAGGAGCAUAGUUGUGCCCUGGUUCAUCCUAAUGCAGGAGUCUAUUGUGCUCAUUGUUCCCCAUUUAGUUUAAAAUACAUUAUCUAGUUGAAGAUAAAGGGUACUACUUAUCUUUGUUAAUGAUGUAUAUAACUACAUCAACAGAAUCAUUUUAUAUUUUUUGUGUAUUUUCAGUUAUUAAAAAUAAAAUUAAAAAAAUUAUAUAUUGGUUAUGCUGAGUUUGUUUGAAUACAAAUGAGCCUUUUGAUAGAAAUAAAUCUUGACUUGAUUCUAAUUUAUCAAAAAGCUACUUAAAGUCGAAUACAUCUGGAAAAGCUGUGCAAUAACUGUACUGAAUCUUGGAAUUCUUUAGGUUAGAACAUCCCUCACCAAUAUUACAUUUUUAUUUCUAGGACAGUACCGAAGUUUAUCCGUAAAAUUAGAGCUCCAGACUACAAGGAUAAAUAUGUAUUUGGCGUCCCAUUCCUGCUGAACGUUCAGAAAACAGGCCAUCCACUUCCCAAAAGCAUUCUCCAGGCCAUGGAGUAUUUACGGAUACACUUUCUGGAUCAGGUAUGUUUAUUGCUUUGUAAUUUUUAAAGAAUUGCAGGAUUGAGCCAAAGCCACAUUUAUUUAUUUUAUAUAUUCUCUGUAAAGAACGAUUACAUUUGAAGUCAACAAGGUGACAUGUAGGCCUUUUCACAGUAUUGUACCUUUUGUAUCCCUGUUCAUCUCCUGAUGUGUUGCACUGAUGCUUUGUUUCCCUGAUCUCCUCCGACUCAUUGCCCUUGAUGCUCUUCAAGUUUCGGCAUACUUGGAACUAUAUUUUGUUAUAUUACAGAACCCUUUUGUUUUUUAAAGUGGGUGUGGGGUGGAUUUCAAGCCAGCAUUCCGGAGUGUUGUUUUAUGCAUCCAUAAAGUUCUGUUGGUUUUUUUUCCUUCCUGAUUGGAUUUCAACAGGAAGUGAUGAAUCACAUGUUUGGGCAGCAUUUCAAUGAGCAAAGCUGCAGAGAACCCAUUGAGAUGGUCAGAGAAGACGAGAAUAAUUUGAUUCUCUUUUCCUUGUACUGAAUUUUACUGCCAUUUUAACACUGAUCUCUAAACUGAGUUUCUAAAUGUAUAAAAAUAGUAAACCAGUGAAAAUAUUACUUAGAUAUAAAAAAAGUAAAAUAUGCAAAAUAAUGUGCUAACUUCAACUUUUUUGAAUAGGUUGGCCUUUUUAGAAAAUCUGGUGUGAAAUCAAGGAUACAGUCCCUGCGUGAGAUGAACGAGUUGGAUUCCAACUUUGUGAAUUACGAUGGACAGUCUGCGUUUGACGUGGCAGACAUGGUGAAGCAGUAUUUCCGGGAUUUGCCUGAACCCAUUUUCACAAGCAAGAUGUGUGAAUCUUUCCUGCACAUCUAUCAAUGUAAGCAAUAUUAGGGACUUCUCCUUCGCUCUUCUUAAGGAAUUAAUCAUUUAAUCACCUUUUUCUUUAAUUCCUGUGAUCAGUUAAGCAAAUCAUGAUUUUGUUCACUGUCCUAAUUCUCAUUGGUGCAUCUCCCUCUCCUUUAUCAUUUCUGUGUCUGUUUGUCCUUGCUUAUCCCUCCCUAAAUUGGGGGAUAUGAAAUUGGGACAGCAGGUGGACAAGCCUGUGGGAGCAUUCAAGUGAUGCUACUUGUAUCACUGGUGAUGCUAAAAUGUGGAUGCCCCAUCUCCACAGGGAUCUGAAGAAUAGCUGUGAGUGUGUCCAUACAGCUACCAUACCUGUGAAUGAACUCCUUUACAUCAUUCAUCAAAAAUUCAUGAAUGAAACCACAAAUGAGAACAGUGUUAAAGUGUACAUCUGCUGAAGGAAUUUUAUAGAAUAUAAAAUUUACUCUCCAUGUGUUUUUCAAUUUUCAUUGUUCAUUAUUUGCCUGCACAGAAACAUUGGUCAGACAUAACCACAGUGAGGCAUUUCUGUUCGAUCUUCUUUUUUAUUGAUUUAUUUUUUUCCAUUUUAAGUUUAUUUAAUGUAUGGGUUUUCAGCCAAUUGGGUAUUUUCCCAUUAAUGUAUGCUACAAAGGGAGGCAUGAUUAAAAGUCAGAAUACUGGUUUAUUUUAUUUGAACUAAUUUAGAAACGCAUACAAUCUGUAUUAUCUCUUUGUUUCUCUUGUAGAUUUACCAAAGGAUCAGCAUUUUUGUGCUGUUCAGGCUGCCAUUCUACUUCUUCCAGACGAAAGUCGGGAAGCCCUUCGGAUCCUCUUGUGUUUCCUCCGAGAUGUGGUUGCCUGUGUGUCUGAAAAUCAAAUGACGCCCACCAACAUUGCUGUGUGUUUGGCCCCCAGUCUGUUUCAUCUGAACACACUUCGGAGAGAGAGUUCUUCAUCUUCUUCCAGGUGUGUGUUUAAUUGAUCUAUGUGUACAGAUCUCUGUAGGAACUGUAAGAGAAAUACCACAGUUUCCAUAUGUUCACUAGUAGAAUCAGACUUAAAGGGGUAACCUGGACAAUAGUGAUGUCCCGAACGGUUCGCAGCGGACUCAUCAUUGAGUAAACUUUGACCCUGUACCUCACAGUCAGCAGACACAUUCCAGCCAAUCAGCAGCAGACCCUCCCUCCCAGACCCUCCCACCUCCUGGACAGCUCACUAAGAAUGCAGCUUCACAAAAUGGAUGCUGUCCAGGAGGUGGGAGGGUCUGGGAGGGAGGGUCUGCUGCUGAUUGGCUGGAAUGUGUCUGCUGACUGUGAGGUACAGGGUCAAAGUUUACUCAAUGAUGAGAACACAGCGAACCGUUCGCGGCGAACCGUUUGCGACAUCACUACUGGACAACACAACAACUACAGCUUGUUGCUGUUAUUGUGUUAUUGGAAGACUAGAGCUAAAGUCCCUCCAAUAUUUGGGAAACUAUUUUCAAGUAGUUUGACAGAAACUGGGGGAUUCCUAGCACCAAGUGGAGGGAUAAGAUUUAGUUCCACUGAAUUUAAACAACCAUUUUGCUGUUAACCUUCACAGCUUAUGUGAAUAACAUACAGGCUCCCCGUGUCGGUUUGGUGACUCCAAAAAGGCUUUAUCAUAAUUCUGGCAUGGACAAAGUCUCCUGUACGUUCUUAUUUCAUGGUGUGAAUAGUUACCAUUCUGUAAGUGUAGUGUGAAUCUGUUCAUCCUUGGACCACAAUAGUAAGUUGAGAGGUCAGGUCUUAGAUGUCCUUGAGAGCAGGCAGUUGUCAAAUGAUUUGACAGAAAACCUUGCAUUGGCACCCUUACUCAUGGCACCAUAACCAGUAAACUGGGCAGGAGUGAUUGUGGUGUCUGAAAUCUGAAACAAUAAGGUCUGUUGGACAUUUUAUCUUUCUAAACCAUUAUCCCUUGUUUGUUUUUAAUUAAUAAGGAAAGUGGGUGAAAAAAGUUAACACAUUAGACACAGAAAUAAGAAACAAACAAAUCUCAAACUUGUAACUCAAGCCUUGAAACGAGUAGCAUGGUGGUGCCACUCUAGAUAAUCUUAAACAAAAGUGAAAGCAUGCAUACCAUGAUGUAUUACAUCACAGUACUGUUGAAGAACGAAUAUGCUUUUCAUCAUUUACGGACGUUUAAUUAGCUCCGUUCCUUCUGAUCUAUGCAGGAUGAGUGCAUUAAUAGAUUUUCAAGCAGUUUAUUGUCCAGCUUAGAUUUUCCCACCUAGCUUGCAGUUGUAAUUUAGGAGGGGUUUGUCCUUCGUUUGUCCUUCAGCUUGGAGUCAUUGAUAGAUGCUGCCUUAAUCAAGCUGAGAAUUCAAAGUGUCACAUUUGUGCAAAAUAGUUUUGUGAAUGAUCUAUAUAAGAUUUCUUUCUAAUCAAGACUUUUGUUGAAACAAAUCUUCAGAUCUCCUUACACUGCUCUGCAUAUUAGUAUGUACUAUAUGCGAUAACUAGUUUGAUAGGAAGUCAUUAAAUAGGAUUAAGUCCAUAUUCUCAUUCAAGUAAUCAAGCACUCUUUUUACAUGAAACUAUGAGUGCUUUAUUGUUUUGUUUGUUUUUCUCCUACAGGCUUCUUAAAUCUACUCUUUAUUGCUUUUACUAAAAAGACUACUUUGAACUGCUUUGGCAGACCUAUAGUUGUUAAUGUUUUACUUUGGGAUUUAAACUUCAAAGAACAAUAAUCUGUAAGGUCUUGGCUGGAAGGAUUAAAGCCUUAUCAACCGCUGCUUUGUACAAAGUUGUCCAGUAGAGCUGUUUUUAGAUAACACAGGAAAUGUGCUGUAAUCAUGUCCUAUAGGACAUUUUUUUGUUUUAGGUUUCAAAAGAAACCAUUCUUUCAGAAUAAUCAAAACGAGAAAUGACAAAACGCAUGCAUUCAGAUUUUGUUUUUUAUAUGAUUCUGUCGGAUAAGAGGUAUAGAAAAUGUCAAUUAAAGAUUUGUUCACACAGUCUGGAAACGCCACUAAAUUAGAAGAAUUGUUCUCCCUAUGGGCUUUAUCCCUUAAACUACUCUUGAUUAUAAAUGGGUUGUACAUUCACAACAGUCUUUGCUCUGAUGUCCAUGGUGUAUUAGAGAAGAUUGGUACUUUUAUCAUUUGAAUCAAUGAGAACUAGUCAAUUAAGGGCUUCUCUGGACAUCAGCCAAUGAACCUGUAUACGUUUACAAACCCCAAACAAAAUGUGUUUAGUUGAGGGAAAUCAAAGAACUUAUCAAUAACUGGGAGAAAUAAAUCUCUUUUCAAGCAUCCCAGUUAAAUGGUAUACCAACAAUCUUUUGGAACAUUCUUAAACAGAACUCCAUUUUACCUAGCCGCACAUAAAGUAGAAACAUUGCGUUAAAAUCUUAAAGAUAUUAUAUUUCAUGUAUAUUAUACGAACAUCAUAUUAUCUCAUAUGUUAUACUGCAUCAGUCCAAAGAACUCUGAAUAUUUUUAUUUUUUUUUCUCUGUAGAUUAACAUCCUCAUAAAGAUUAUUAAAAAAGCUAAACUACCCCUCUCUUUAGAAUUUGGCAAAAGGGGAGUCUGCAGCUGCAUCCUAGAGCAAUUUUUAAAGCAGGGCCUUAAAAUUUCCACACUCCAUAGGAGAGUGGAAAUUCGCUCCUGGUGAGUGUACCAUGGGCUCUCCAGGCCGGUUACAUUUAAGGCCUAGUUCAUAGAGUAGAACUUAAAAUUUGAAGUACUGUUAAAAGGACCUAUCUGAAUUUCCUGACCACGAAAAUCAUAGAAGAUUGUGCCGGAAAAGCACAAAUAAGCAUCUACCCCUGCUCUUAGUGAAAUAGGAACAGAUGUGGGUUAGGUAUAAAGCUAUUUAAGGAAUUUAGAGGUUUACAUAUUUAAAGACCUGCUGUGCAGCUGGUUAAUGAGGGGAGCAUGUAAUGCUGGUAUUUACAAGUGAUGCUGGAUUCUAAAAUAUUCCUUUAAUAUGUCUUGCAUUGAUGGCAAUCUAAAAACUUUUACGUUUUCACCUGUUCCUGUCUAGGUCAAGCCAGAGGAAAUACAGUCUUGGAAAACCAGACCAAAAAGACUUAAGUGAGAAUUUGGCAGCAACUCAGGGUUUGGCUCACAUGAUUGCAGAGUGCAACAAGCUAUUUCAGGUAAUCAAGGUGUUACGCAGUCCACUCCAUGUCAAUGUAACAGAGGAUGUAAAAUGUAUUUCUCAUUCAUCGCACACAGUAAAAAUAUUUAUUAACCAAGUAAAUAUAAAUUGUUGGUUACUAUCAUUAAAGUGUAGAUUUCUUCCAAAAGCAUUUCAUUUUGCGAGCUUAAGGUUGCAUUUACUGCCUGUACGUGCAAACUUUGCACUUGAUUGGGCAACAAAACAAACUAUUUCCUCUUUGAGAGCUUGAAUAUGGAAAGUUUGUACGUUAAUUGUCAUCACACACUGCAGAAGUACGAACUAUGCAUACAUUGCUUCUUCUAAAGAAAUUCAAUAAGAAGCAUCAGUUUGGUAGAGAUCAGUGAUCGCCAUGCAAAUGCCCUGUGUUCCCAAUACUUCUCGGAAAAGCAUUUUUUCCUUUCCUCUUACUUUAAGUUUUCCUUUAAAAAACAAAACAAAAAACAUGGUUUCUGCUUAUCUUUAAUACAAUUGUGUACUGGUAAUCAGUUGUGUGUGUGUGUGUGUGUGUGUGUGUAUAUAAUUACUUUUUUGUACUUUUCACUUUUCCCUAAUGUUUUGCCAUUUUUACCAAUACAUUAUUAUUAAAUACUUGCUUAUAUCAUAGUCGUUUUUUGUUUUAGUAAUGAAGCAAAGCUGUGUACUUUGUAAACUGAAAAAGAAAUACAUUUUCAGAGUUGUGGUACAUAAACCUGAUUAGAUCACUAUUCCAAACAUGUCAACGUAUUCUCCCAGACAGCCUGAAAAAACAAAUACAUAUGUGAAAAUCCAAUUGAUCCUAUAUCCAGAUACAGAAAAAAAGUUAAGGAUUUGUUGGCGCUUGUUUAAUUGCAAGCUUCUUGGAAUAAAAAGUGAGGGAUUCAGAUAUCUUGGGGAGAACAGACAAAGGAUGCAUCUUCUGAUAUUCUUGGGAUUCUUAGAGGGUAAAUACCCCACACCCAAUCUAUAUAUUGAAAGAAAAAAGCCAAGUGGUACAUUGUAUGUGCUAUUUUAAAGAGUAGUAGAAUUAUUGUGUAUGCUUACAUAGCAACAAACUGAUUCACUCUUAGUUCGAACACAUAUUAGUUAUAGGCAAAGAGUGCAAAUUGCUUAUUUCCGUUCAGUGUUUAUUUUUAGUUAUCUCUGUCAGAGACGCGUUUCAAACUUUAAUCCAAAAGAGAGAAUCUCCAGUAGAACUAAUUUGGAAUGUUUUUUGGUGUAUUUUAUUUUGAAUAAUUUUGCGGUUUUCCAACCGGAAUUUUGAAAGGAAAUUUCAAUGUGCCACAACUUCGUGUUUGUAUAAAUCAAUGUUUCUGUUCUCCUUUGUAAUCAUGUAAACGUCACAAGCUUUGUUUCCUUGCAAUGUUCUAAUUUUUUAAAUUGUCGUUUACUUAAUUAUUAAGAAGCAAUAUGAUAUAGUAGAUUUGCUUUGUGUUCUGACUGCAGCAUUUUAAUAUUUUUUGUUUUCAUUGUCCUUUAGCUCCCUGAAUAUUGUCGUGACCUGUGUCCAAAGUUUUCUCAACCCCAAAGCAGCAUUUCUCAUGUUGCUAUAAACACAUCAACCACCUCAUUAGCAGCUCAUUGCAACACACUCAUCUCCUUGGAGAAUUCCAUGCAGAAACUUCUUCGAGAUGCCAAGGAUAAAUUCCGAAGUUGGGUAGCGUGUUCUGGCUUUGAACAUGUGGACCUAGCUUAUAAAAAGGUUGGUAUUGCAUGUUAAAUGGAAUCCAGUGUACUUUUGUUUUGUAUCUGGUCUAGAGAUUAUUUUUCCUAUUGCCUUAGUCUGAGUUACGUUUUUAAACGUCCAAUACUCUUGAGAUUUAAAAGAAUGAUGGACAAUACCAGAAUGUAUUAAAAUGUAUCUUCUAUACCAGGUCAAGGUGCAUUUUGGCUACAGGUGAAUGGUUGGCUUUUAACAUACCGUAGACCAUAUCAAGACCACUUUAUAAUAUGGUGAUUAAAACAAAGGGAAUAUGUUGAUUUUGAGUUUUGCAUCUAUUGUACUCAGGGCUGCAAGUAAUGAUUCUGUCUAUUUUGUUAUAGGUAGAAAAUAAUGAAUAUCCUCUCAGGCUGUGGAAAGUCUCCACUGAAAUAGAAGGGACACCCCAGAUGGUGUUACAGCACAUUUUGAGAGAGCAACACACAUGGGAUCCAAAUCUUCAACAGUCCAAGAUUAUAGAAACACUAGAUGAAGAUACCGAAAUUUAUCACUAUUCAACAGAAAGCAUGUCCCCAUUGCCAUCCCGAGAAUAUGUGAUUUUAAGGUAAUCCAUGGUCUGACAUUGUAUGUGCAUUCCUCGUUCACCAAUUUAUGAAGGGCUAUUUUACACUAUUUUCUAAACUUUAUUCAUAAAUACUUUUCAUAUAUUGGCCAUCACCACUUACAGAGUUACCCCAACCAAAUAGUGUGUAAUAAUACAAUGUUUUUGGAUGGAAUAACCUUUGCGGCAUGUCCCUCCCCUUAAAAUGCAAAACAUAAAAAGGCCAAGAUUUCCCUCAUGAUGAUAGACGGCAAUUAUGUAUAGAACGGACAUUGGUCAUGCUGUAAUUCCCGUUCUGCUGGAGGUACAAAGAGUGCUUUAACACUUUACGUGCAGUGUUUUUCAGUCAAACACUACACGCACAGACUCCCUGCACCAUUCAAAUCAUUGAGGUGGUCAUGGUGCUUGGUUAAGCCCCUUUAACAAAAGUUGGUGGUUACAUGAAAAUGCUGCUAGCUAUAUAUAUAUAUAUACCUAACACAUGAAUAAGUGAUAUUUAGAUUUUUAAUCUUCUAUUCUAUAGAACAUGGAGGACUGACCCUCAAAGUGGUACCUGCAUCUUAGCUGCUACAUCAAUUGACUGUGAAGAUGUUCCACCCAGUGGAAUACUAGGACAUGUUGUCUUGUGCCAGCAUCUCAUAGAGAACAUUGGAACUCAGAAGAGCAAAUUGACUCAUGUCUGCAGAGUGGACACAAGGUAAGAGCUUCAUUAAUGUCUGUAUUUACACGGAAGGGAACACUUCGCAAAAAUAAGGUUUUAUUCUAACCUCAAUUAAUGUAGCAAUAAAUGUAAAAAAACAAAACAAAAAAAAACUUACAUGUUUAGUGGAAAUACCAAAGAUUUGCUGCUUCUGCACGAAGCUCCUCCUAGACUUGGACGUAUCUUAAACCUGUUUGCCAAUCCUAGCCAUCAUAUUGUUUUAAUUUGGUAAUUGAGCAUUUCCCCAUAAACUUCUCUGCAAUGAGGGUUUAUGUUUAUCCAUAUCUUCAGAUUGGCUGUAAAAUGUAAACUGCACACCCAGUGAAAGAGUGAUUCCCAAUACAGACGGGUUGUAGUUUAUUAAUGCCACUCUAGAAUUUUUUUUUUCCAUUUAGCUUAUCCGAUUGUUCCUCAUUCUUGUAAAAACAAUCCAGUUAUGAAGAGCCAAAGAGGUUCUUUCUACACACAAGAAACAUCCAUUAUGGCCUAUCCUAGUGAGUUGGCUACAGCUCAUGCUGCCUGUGCCAUGGCUAUGUAGACUGAAUAACUAUCAUUAAAUUGGUAAUCUGUACAAUGAGCACUAACAUUCUGCUACCCAAAAUGUUAGUAACAGAUCUGUUGGUAAAUGUUAUGUCAUAUGUUCUCCAGGGUGUCAUGUGUUUUAUUGAACUGUAUCGAUGUCUUGUGUGGUUUUUGUUGUGGUUUUGUUUGAAACUAUUUUACGAUGUUAUAACAAUGUCUAAAGUAAGUUUUUUUUUUUUGCAGAGGGCAUUCAACCGAAUGGUACAACAGAGUAUUUGGCCAUCUGUGUGCAGCAGAGAUAAUGAGAAUAAAAGACUCCUUUAACAAAAAGAGAUCUGGUAAACCAUAA
Molecule: messenger RNA, 42044 nt
Organism: Pelobates cultripes (western spadefoot toad)
Lineage: Eukaryota; Metazoa; Chordata; Amphibia; Anura; Pelobatidae
Source: the annotation of a GenBank genome assembly